UGGGGCUGAAAACAUUCACUCAAUUGUACAUUAGCACCAGUGCUGCUGCCAUACAAACACGCAAGGCAACAAAAUAAAGAGAGCCGUCAGUGUUUUUUUUUCUUCUUCUCCAUGUUGGUCACGGGCUGAAGAAAGAGAGAGAGAGAGAGAGAGUGAGAGCAAGAGAGAGAGAGAGAGAAAGAGAGAGAGAGCGGGGGAAAGUGAAAUUCUCUCAGGUGAUCCAACAUUCAUGAAAUAAUCUUGGCUUUACUCGCGUUCAGACUUUCACCACUUUCCCACCCCCUGUGGGACUUCAGGUAAGUGAAACGAAAUCUCAUCAUUCAUGAGUUAAUGCAGGCUUUUUUUUACUGAUUCUUAAUUUUCUGUUGAAUUUGUUUUAAAAAAUGAGGCUUUUUGAGGCAUACUGAGAAUAGAGACAUUUUUUUAUGAAUCAAAUCUUUUUUUCUGGAGGUUUUAACUUUAACUUGGACUGAGACUGUUGUUGAUUAAAUCUACAGUUUUCACAUGUGCACUGCAGCUCUUUCUAAAUUUCAUACCUAGAUACAAAGGCAUUUAAAACAAAUAAUAGAGAACUUUAAACUAGUAUCCAAUCAUUUUUGCUGUGACAAUUCACGGUGGAGAAAAUUCGAAUAAAAUUAUGAAAUGUAUUAACUCAAUAAUAAUAGUAUAAUAAAUUAUUAUUCUAUCGACAAAAAUCGAUUGAAUAUGUUGAUUUGUUUAAUGGAUAACUCAUUGUAAUAUGAGCAAAAUUAUAUCUAAGAAAUAUUUCGCGCAGCAUCCCGCGUAAAAACUCUGGUAUUUUUUAAGUUCUGAUUUUUUUAAAAACCAGAAUGUAAAAAAAAAAAUCUGUAUUAAUUUUAAAAUAUGAAAGAUUUUAAGUGUAAAUCUUCAAUCAUUUUAUCUGAUGCAGAUAAACCAUUAUCUACCACAGGCCCGUCAUCUCUCUAGGUGGAUUUGUUUCGUUUUUCCUCUUAGUGAUCCACUUCAUUAAAAUGGAAAUAGUUAAAUUUCGUCCCCACGCUGAGCUCUGCUGCCCAAAUGUGAGCUUGUCUGCAUUCCGCCGCUGCCACAGAGGGGAAUAUGCCCACAGCACACGCACGGGGGACAAACUCUGACUGCAAUCCCCCCUGUUCCUCUAUCCCCUUAGGCUUUCACCCCUAAAAUUGCAACAUCCAGCUCAUUUAUAAUUUGGAUGGAGCGCUCAGGGACCGGAGGGUUAAAUAACUCAACCGUGGCCACCAGCCUAACGCAUGACUUCCCCGCGCGUGCCACCUCUCGACUGUCGUCCAGCUCGCCUCGUGCUCUUGGAAUAUCGAAAUCUCAGCUAAUAGUGAAAGAGAGAGAGAGAGGGCUUGGAUCUGUUUGUAUUUUUCUAUUGUUAUUAUUUUGGGCAAAAUAAACUCGCGUUUUUGCGCAUACAAUGGCGGGUGCGUGCGUUCUGGUUGGGUUGGCUUUGAGGAAUAGGUAAGAUUUUUUUAUUCUAAAACCAAAAAUGGAGCUUGGGCAUUCAAUUCUUUUAAUGUGCAUUUCCUAAAUGUCACAGUUUAGUCGGCUAAAGCAUAGGAAAUGACAGGAAAAGGCAAUCAUGCAUUAAUUUAUUCAAGCCGGAAAGAUAAUGACCGGGCUGACGCACGACUACGGCCAAAAAUGGCUUUUGUUUAGCUCCAAAGCGCAAUUCCUGCAUGCAAAUUAUUGCCUUCCACUUGAGAAGCACAUUCAUUUCAAUAAUCUAAAAAAAAAAAAGGAAAAAUCCCGCCUGCUUUGAUUCCCCGAUAUUACGCAGAGAAGGCAAACAUCUUGCUGUAAAACUGGAUUUUGAUUUUCAUUGAGAAACACUCUGAAUCAAAAGUGUCAAACGUCAGAUACGAAAUGAAUAUGCUACAACUUUCUUUGUUGCCUUUGGAUUGCUUGUCAAACUACGUCUGACUGCUUUGUUCCCGGACUGAAAACUGCACAUAAUGUCAAGUGCUUUUGUAUGGUGGCUCAGAGGUGGAAAAAAAGUGAUGUCUGUUAAUCAGAAACUGGCAUUCUUGAGCAUUUUUUCGUUUCGUUUCCUUUUGUGACUUCUUAUCAUUUGCCCUCUCUGCAACAUCUAACAAUGGCCUUCUUCAAACAAAAGCUGGAAUUAUUUAAAUAAUCCUAAUGUGUGGAUUUUGCUUUUUACUUCUACUUAAUGAAAAUUUCAGAGAUAAAAAGAUGAAUUAUUUCUCAUGUGUCUUUUGUUCCUCUACCAUCUCCUUUUCUUCUCCAGGUGCUUAUCCUCCCUCCUGCUGGUUCUGCAUGGUCAUGACCUGUCAUCACGUCCCUUCCACAACCCACCUCAUCCUAUUUGCCCUGCUCACUGUCACUCCGCAGCUGGCUGGCACCGCCCCUGCGCGGGUUGAGGGAGGGGAGGGAGGGGUGGAGGGGCGCACCCAGACAGACCUAAAAGAGGACAACCUCGCCCCCUUCAUCAUCUCCUCGCCCCCGCCUCAGAGUCUUCUCAGCUCAGACAACAACGCGUCGGUUGACCGGGUCCAAGGUGGAGACGACCAGUCAGAGAAGGCGACGGACCCCGCGCAGGUGCUCGCUGUUCUUUUGGAGGCCUUGGACCACCCGGGGGAGGGUGAAAUCAGAGACUGGGGGGAGGAUCAGAGUCAGGAGCAGCCCUCUGAUGAAGGCUCGGAGGGUGGUGAGAUAAGGAGAACAGGGGAGACAGAGAGGGAGAGGGGAGAGGAGGAGGUGGUGGAGGGGAGGGUUGGGCGAGUGGCUGAUAAGGCUAUUGAACAGCUAAUUGUAGGCCAUUUGACAGCUGCUCAGGGUGAUGACUUAAAAGAAAGAGAUGAGGAGGAUAAGAACUCAAGGUCAGAGGAGGAUCAGGGAUGGUCUGUGGAGGAGGUGGGAUCUGAUAAUUUAAGUAAGGAGGAAGGUGCAGAGGAAGAUGAGGGACAAGAGGAGGGAAAUGAUUUGGAAAGUUUCUUGAACAAAGCUAACCCAAGCUCAGCCCAACAGGGUGACGAUCCGGCCCUGCAGCGAAAAAUUAGAGGCUACUUCCAAAAUAUUGACUUGGGCCUCCAAGACAAUGAGAUCUUGCCUCCUCUCAAGGGCUACAAAGCGUACAACACACAGCUGGCACGAGCCGGGAAGAAGCUGCACUGGCAGGAGAACCAGGCCAGCAACCGACCUGUGAAGGGAGGGAAUUUCAUGGACGACUUCGAGGAUGAAGGAGAGGAGCUGGAGGAGGAGGUGGAAGAAGAAGAGGAGAGCCUCUCCCACAUGGAAGAGGAGGCUAGAGCUCGUGCGGAGAAACAGGAGGUGCUCCGGCAGCAGGAGGAAGCAGAGCGAGCCAGAGAGGAGGAGCAGAGACUGGCAGACAUCGCCUCAGACAUGCUGCUGCAGUACAUGGGGAGGAAGCAGCAGCAGUCCUACAUGAAGCCGCGGCAGAAAAGCAGCCUGGGCACAGCUGGAAACACAGCCGAGGACAAGCGAUCCGAGGAGGUGAACCAGGACGACGACGACAUGGAUCAGCAAAUGAUCGACCGCCUGAUCGAGAUCAGCAGCAAACUCCACCUGCCGGCUGAUGAUGUGAUUGAGAUUAUCAGUGACGUGGAGGAGAAGAAGAAGAAAAGGAAAGAGUUGCAGCAGCAGCCGAUCAACAGCAACCCGGUUGCUCCUCGCUUCAGGCCUCUGGUACCUCCUCCUCUGGCUGCUCCGCCUAUCUACCACUACACAGCUUCAAAAAACCCCAAGAAAAACCCUUACAGGUACAACAAGUCCAACAAGAAAUGGCACAAGGACAAAGUCAAGUCAUAUAAGCAGGACUACUGGUACAAGCCUGAAAAGCAGCUUGACUACUGGUACAAACCCCAGAAACAGUUUUUAGCCUUCCCCUCCUAUCCGUACUACCAGAAGCCAUAUCGUGCAUAUUACCCCGUUUAUUUCCCGUAUCCCAAACCUCAGUAUUAUGGCAAGCCCUCCCCCUCCAGAGACCAGCCCUUCGGCCCCCAGGAACUUGACCUCCAGGCCCCACGGCGCAGGCACCGGGGCGGGGGUAAGAACCGUGGUCAGGGCUGGAGACAGCAGCCACCGCCACGCCUGCCUCUCACCCCUUAUAUCUCUAACUAUAUCCUUCCUCACCCACGGACCUACCAACCCCUACCUCCACCAAAACCAAUAACCCCACCCAGGAGAGGCAGGCGACCCCCCUACUAUUACCCACAAGCAACGCCGGGAGAUGACUAUGAGGAAGACGGGCUGGUGCCUCAGCUGGACAGUGAGGAGGAGCUGGAAAACUUUAUUGAGAGGAUCUACAUGAAACGCAGAAUGUAUUGAGGGACCUUUUGGACAUUUAUCAGAUCUGAGAGACUGAUAGAGGUGAGAUUAAUGUAAGGUAUUUGGAGAACAGCUAACGAAGCGGUAAAAAUAAAGACGGUGUUUUAGCCUGGUGGAAAUUUAAGGGUCAAGCAGUAAAAAGUCAGAUUUCUGUUGUUUUAAACCACUGUAUUUUCUAUUGAUUUCCUCUACCAGGGAGAGGAUGAAGGUGCCCAGUCUAAGCUCCCUGUAACCAUGUUCAGCCUCUUGCUCAGUUUACAUUGUGAACAGAACAUACCAUAGUGUAUGUCUGCCUCCAUUCAGGUCAAUCUCUGAUGCAUUAUUCAGAGUUUUCUAAAGGAAACACAGACAGACAGACAGAAACAUGCACAGGCACGCACAUGCAUCAACACACCUAUAAUACAAUCACAUUUUUUACACAUUCACAAGCAAAUGUGCCCAUUGCAAGAGAACCAUGUUUACAACAUCACUGUUUAUCUUUGGUUUCAUUUUCUGUAAGUCAAAAUGCAAAACUUGAGUAGAUCCAUGAUUUCUUAGCUGCACAAAUAUGAAGGAAAAAAAAAAGUUAUUAUCAAAUAUUGACACAUAUUUUUGUUAUAUUGGAUGUGAGUAGUUGCCUUCUUAUUCUGGAUUGGAUCAAUUUUAAACAGUUGCAACUUGCGAAGGUGCCAAAUAGACACAAUUUAGUUCGAAGAUUGAGACUUUUGCCUUACAAGUACCAUGGUUCUAUAAGGGAAACAUCAUAACACAUGAUAUUAUCAUCACGACAGGUCCCAAUGUAGAAACCCUGUGGACUCCAAAAGCACAAACUUAACACUAAACACUUCCAAACUGGUGGACAAAAGGGUUUUCAAUCAUUCCGGGAUCCAAAUGUUCUCGUGUCAACACAUCCAUAGAUUCACCAUUAUCAUCAGCAGCAUUACAGGACUGCUUGAAUUUAAAGGAGUCCUUCUUUUUCUUUCACUUUUCAUCUUUAUUCGCUCAUUUUUUAGUUCUUUUGUCAUCAUUUUGCCUCCGAUCAUAUCUCUAUCUUUACUUUCUUUGCAAAAAAAGAAGAAAAUACUUGAAAUUACACUGUAUGUUCUGCAGCCUUUUUAAACCGAUUUCCAACAAGAGGCUACAAACAUUUUAUUCAUUAUCAGAAGAAAAUUCAUCGAGAAGUUUCAGGCCGGGGAGUCAGGGAUUGUGCUUAAACCGUUAAAUGCACGUCUUUCUACUUGCAUCUUAAAAAAUGAACAAAAAAAAAAGAACAAAAAAAGAGAAAAAAUAAAACAGUAUGGGGAAUUCAAGAUGGUUGUUUUCUCUGAAUAAACUGUGAACAUAAAAAAAAUUAAUCUCAAAGGAAGAGGGCCACUGUGUCCGCAGUGAAGCCAUCUGUCUUGUAAAAGGAGAGUGUUGUUGUUGAUGUCACCUUUAGCAUUGUAACAUGUACAGUGUGAAAUAAAUAUGCCCGUGCAAUGUGUAAAUAACAGCAUGAUGAUUACUAGUUUUGCUAUAUGAUAAAAAAUAAAAGCAAUUAUUUUAUUAAAGUUCAGUUUUUUAAUGGCU
Molecule: messenger RNA, 5859 nt
Organism: Xyrichtys novacula (pearly razorfish)
Lineage: Eukaryota; Metazoa; Chordata; Actinopteri; Labriformes; Labridae
Source: the annotation of a GenBank genome assembly